This is a messenger RNA of Sphaerodactylus townsendi, 2045 nucleotides long. RefSeq names its product DEAD-box helicase 56 (gene DDX56). The coding region runs from base 45 to 1481 and encodes 478 amino acids. The record is from RefSeq and is a predicted model, not a curated record. The transcript has 11 exons. Gene Ontology annotation, cellular component: nucleolus. Gene Ontology annotation, molecular function: RNA helicase activity; nucleic acid binding; ATP binding. NCBI's taxonomy places the organism in Eukaryota, Metazoa, Chordata, Lepidosauria, Squamata, Sphaerodactylidae.
UUGUGCGCAGGCGCCAACCACGAGUUGGCCGUGGCGGGGUGGUCAUGGCGGAAGCCGAGGCGAGUUUCGCCCACAUGGGGCUGGAUGCGCGGCUCUUACAGGCGAUAGCAGACCUGGGUUGGGGUAAGCCCACGACGGUGCAGGAGGCUGCCAUCCCGCUGGCCCUGGAAGGCAAAGACUUGCUGUGCCGCGCCAAGACGGGCUCCGGCAAGACGGGGGCCUACGCUUUGCCCCUUCUGCAGGGUCUGUUGAACGCCAAAAUGGGCCCCUCGGUGUCUGCGCAGGUGGUGCGCGUGUUGGUCCUGGUGCCAACCCGUGAGCUAGGCCGGCAAGUAGUCAGCAUGCUGCGCCAACUGGCCUCGCACUGUGCCCGCCACGUGCGCUUCGUUGACGUCUCGGGCUCGGAGGACAUGUCUGCCCAGAGGCCCAUCUUAAUGGAGAAGCCAGAUGUGGUUGUGGGCACACCUUCCCGGGUCCUGGCCCAUCUGCAAGCACACAACUUGAGCCUGCAGGACUCCCUGGAACUGCUGGUGCUGGAUGAGGCAGACCUGCUUUUUUCCUUUGGCUUUGAGGAUGACCUGAAAAGGCUGCUCUGCCAUUUGCCUAAGAUCUACCAGACCUUCCUCAUGUCAGCCACCUUCAACGAGGACGUACAAGCGCUGAAGGAACUGGUGCUGCAUAAUCCUGUGACCCUCAAGUUGCAGGAGUCUCAGCUGCCAGACAGCUCCCAGCUCAGCCAGUACCAGAUUCGGUGUGAGACGGAGGAGGACAAGUUCCUGUUGCUCUAUGCACUUCUGAAGCUUUCACUGGUGCGGGGGAAAGUCAUUCUUUUUGUAAGCACCAUUGACCGCUGCUACCGCCUCAAGCUCUUCCUGGAGCAGUUCAGCAUCCCUGCCUGCGUGCUAAACUCAGAGUUACCUGUUCAGUCUAGGUGUCAUAUCAUCACUCAGUUCAAUAAGGGCUUCUAUGACUACAUUGUUGCCACAGAUGAGCAGCACCUGGCAGAACCAGAGGUACUGCAGCAAGGAAAGAAGAAAAAGGGCAGCAAAGCAGCAAAAAUCAAAGGCCAAGAAUCUGGCGUUGCACGUGGCAUUGACUUCCAGAAUGUGUCUGCUGUCAUCAACUUUGACUUCCCACCUUCAGUUGAGUCCUACAUCCACCGAGCAGGCAGAACAGCUCGUGCCAGCAAUCCUGGAACAGCAUUAACUUUUGUGUCCUGUUCAGAGAGUGCCCAGCUGGCCAAGAUUGAGGCUGCACUUGUGGGAGAGGGCAACGCAGUUACCUUACAACCGUACCAGUUCCAGAUGGAAGAAAUUGAAGGCCUCCGAUAUCGCUGUCGGGUUAGUGUUUUUGCCUCGGUAGAAUCAAAAUAUGAAUGGGGGGAAUUCGAUAUCCUAGGGGAUUCUCUAGGCAAUACAGAUUUACACAUUCUUUUCCUCCCUACAAAAUGGGAAGAGGUGGAUGUCAUUUCUUUUAUGUAAGGCUGUUUGUGAGUGUGGCUAUGAGGCCUGGGCAGAACUUGAGCAAGUGUUGGGAGAUGAGAUCCACCUGACCAUGCUUAUUUUUAUAAAGGGAGAAAAGACUUUGACAUGAUGUUCCCAUAGAAUUGGCAGAACUGACACUUUGUACUGCUAGUGCUGUUCAUUUGGUAGCUUCCUGGCCUCUUCAAUAUAGGUUUUUCUUAGUAUUUAGAGUGAGAUGGAGAUUGCCUCGACUUUUCAUGUAAAGUGAUGCCUUUUGGGGCACUCAGUUGACAGACAUAUUGCCUGCCUGAAUUCCAAGUAGCGGCAGAUUAGAAUUAGUAGAAUCCGCUAAAUUGACAUAAAUAAACACAAUUAAUGCACUUUAAGCAAGGGCUGAAAAUUUUAAGCUUUUUUUUUGCUGCAGGCAAAGGAGGGAUUGCCAGACAACAGGGUGGAAUGCAGUAGCAUCAUUGGGUGCACCUGAAUUGCUCUCCAGCCCCCAUAUUAUACCUUUACCUUUAUCUACCAGUGGAUGCAUGUGACCAGGUGGGCAGAGCGGGUGCCUCAUGGCUGCUGCAUUGC